Messenger RNA from Bipolaris sorokiniana ND90Pr, 1145 nucleotides. RefSeq lists its product as uncharacterized. Gene Ontology annotation, molecular function: 3-oxo-5-alpha-steroid 4-dehydrogenase activity. The transcript has a single exon. Gene Ontology annotation, cellular component: endoplasmic reticulum. Gene Ontology annotation, biological process: polyprenol catabolic process; dolichol-linked oligosaccharide biosynthetic process. NCBI's taxonomy places the organism in Eukaryota, Fungi, Ascomycota, Dothideomycetes, Pleosporales, Pleosporaceae. Bases 405 to 956 code for a protein of 183 amino acids. The record is from RefSeq and is a predicted model, not a curated record.
ACAGACACGCUCCCCUCACGCCCUCACGCCCUCACGCCUCCAGCAGCCAUGGCUCCGCUUCUGCCCACCCUCCUGCCCGCCCUCCUGCGUGCCUUCUACCUUGCUGCCUCACUUCUUGUAUCGCGACACCACUUCAGCUCCGCCUGCGCCCACCACUAACCGCUGCUGCUUACUAGAUCCUCGUCAUACAGGCCGUUCCUGCACUACGCACCAGAUUUCUAGCCUAUGGCCCUCGUGCCACUACACUGCCCGCCCAGGGGAACCAGGAGCACCAGAAGCACCACCAGCAGCCCUCGGCACUCAGUCGCGCUCUCGACUAUGCUGCCUCGCUGCAAGUCCCCCAUCACUUCUUCACCCAUUUCUACGUCACCUCAGUAGCCUGCUCGCUCUUGUGGGCAUGGCAGAUGCGCGUGUGGCAUGCGCAUAGGCAGCAACAGGUGGUGUGGGCGCUCCUGCUGCUUCAGGGUCUGCGGCGCAUGCUCGAGUCACAUGUCUAUACUUCAGCCAGCAAGAGCACAAUGUCAAUUGCCCACUGGCUUCUCGGCCUUCUCUUCUACAUCACCAUCAACGCCGCCAUCUGGGUCGAGACGCCUGGCAGCGCAUCCGCGAAUGCACUCCUUGUGCCAGGAGUCAUCACAGCCCAGAUGCUGCAGCGCUCUUACCACGCCCACCUCUACCGCCUGCGCACAGAGAGUAAAGGCUACCAGCUCCCGUCUCACCCCAUGUUUCCCAAUCUCCUCUGUCCGCAUUACACUUGCGAGGUAGUCAUCUACGCAUUGUUAUCGCUCAUAGCAGCCCCACAUGGCAGCUUGGUCAAUUGGACUGUGGCCUGUGGAACCAUGUUCGUCGCUACCAAUCUCGGUGUGACGGCAGUAGGUACCAAGGAAUGGUACAUGGCAAAAUUUGGUGCCGAUAAGGUAGGUUCGCGGAAAAGAAUGGUACCUGCUAUGUGGUAAUGCCCUUUGCUAUGGGCCAAGCGGAUGCUGAGGCGCCUAUUCAAGUGUAGGUGACACGCCUUUGUAUCUCCCUAGUAUUGAACUUGCAAACUUGACACAACUCCCACCGGGAGUUUGAUCUAACUCAUUUGCUCUGGUGAUUAAUGCGCUCCUAAAUACGUGACAUAUAAAAUCAGACGUACAUACAAG